UACAUAGGUAUGUGCUGCUUGCAGGAUAGAGGAUUGUGUGUUGUUCUUUUAUGAUUACUGGACUAGAACUAGUCUAGAUCUAUAUUAGUAUAUAGAAUCUAGGGUACUAGGCCUAGGCCCUUGGGUCUAGAUCUGUUGUUUAUAGAUCUAGAAUAAAGAUCUAUAAAUCUAUAGACAGUCUAGAUCUGUUACAGAUUCUGUAAGUGUAUCCUAGACCUAAGUCAAGUCUAAGUAGAAUAAAGUAGCCCAAGUCCAAGCCAAGGCUAAGGCUAUAAAUAAUUAUAAAUUAAAAAUGGAUAUUGACUUUGAAUCAAAAAUUUCUCACAGUCAUAAUUCCAGCAUAACAGUUCUGCUAAAUGACAACCAUUCAACAGCAUGGAUGGAUGCUCUUGUAGCUGUAAAAAAUGAUAUAAUUGGAAGCAACAAAGAGAAAAUGCUCAUCCUUCAGUCUGGACUUGUUACAAGACUUCUGAACUGGAUUGAAGAUGAUUCAAUUAGCUAUGAUUUAAAAACGGAAGCAAUAAUUGUACUUGGAAGUUUGGGGAAAGGAAAUUCUGAAAUGAUUAGAAUUCUUAUUCAGGAAAAGACAGUUCCAAUUCUACUAAAAUCCCUUACAAAUUUUAAUUUGCGAUACACUGAAGCAAUUUUGAGAUGCUUACGAUCAAUUUUUCUUGUGAAUACAGAGUCACUUUUAUAUAUAUAUGAAGAAAAUCAGUUUGGUAGAACAUACAUUCCGCACCUCUUAGGUCUGCUGAAGUAUUCAGUAACUUGCCAAGAGUGUAUUGCUAUUAUAUUUGAAAAGUGUUGUAAGACCACACAGCACCAGUUAGAGCUACUGGAUAGUCACACUGUGGAUUUGUUUGCACCAUUAUUACUGUCUGAUUUCUACAAAGUACAGAUGCCUACCUUAAGAUGUUUUGCUAGCAUGUGUUUUAAAAACCCAACAGUUUGUUCUGCUGUAGUAUCAGUUCCCAAUUUGGUACAAGUAUUUGUUGAACUGAUGGGCAGAAACAAACCUUCGGAGAUGCAAUUAGCUGCUGCUAAAAUCUUAACUUAUCUUCAUAGAGGUGGUGCGCUAGAGGCUUCUGAUCCUGUCAUCAGUAGAAAGACAUUAGGAACACUAGUAAGAAUGUGUAAGAAAGAUAGACCAUUGGAAGAAAAUGUGAAAGGGGCAGAAACAUUGGCCUAUCUUAUUGAAGUAGAUCCUGAUCUACAAAUGAUAGCAAGUAUCACUGAUCACCUUAUUAGUACUCUGUCCAACUAUUUACACUAUAAGGAUGUCAAAAAAGUUUCAACAGACAAAAAGGAGGUUGACUGGGGCAGUGAAAUGAGACGAGCAGCAUUUUUAGCUUUUGCUGCUCUCAGUGCUAACGAUGAAGAAAUAAGAGAUAAGGUGAUUCAAAGAGAAGGACUGGUUGACCAAAUAAUGACUUGUAUGUUGAGCCCUAAUCAAGCGGAAGUGGCGGCAAGCUUAAGAUGUUUGCAGUCUCUUACACGCUCUGUUCAUCAGAUUAGAACUGUUUUACAUGAUAAUGCUGUUUGGAAACCUUUACUUGGGAUGCUUCAAUCUACUAAUCAUGAGAUCAUGGUGCUAGCAAUGACUUGUUUGUGUAACCUGGUUUUGGAGUUCAGCCCAAGUAAAGAGUCUCUUUUACAAGGUGCUGCUGUUGAUCUUUUAGCUGAAUACUGCCAAAAUUCAGAUAACACAGUAAGACUGAAUGCUAUUUGGGCUAUAAUGUCCUUGACCUAUUGUUCAAGUGAGAGUUUGAGAAUGAGAAUCAUUGAAACAAUGAGAACAGAUUGUUUGAUCCAAAGAAUAGAGGACCCUGUCAUGAUCAUUAGACAAAAGGCUUUAGCUGUUGUUAGAAAUCUUCUUACUAGUGCUAAUGAAGGAGAUGAAAGAGAUAUAAGCCCACUUUCACGAAUACGUUCUGAACGUAGAAAUGGAGAUAAAACAAUCAUUGACAGAAUGGUGAAAGCUCUUGGUAGUGAAGUAAUAGAUGCAGUUUUUCGCAUUGUCCGUGAUCAAAAUUCUCCAGUUUAUGUACUUGAACAGGCCCUCUGUGCACUGAGUAACAUGGCAGAUGGUCCAUCCUGCAAAGCUCAUAUUAUUGGCAAAACUGAAGAUAUACAAUGUAUUAUUAAAUACUUGGACACUGAGAAUUAUUCUGAGCUCAGCCUUCAGCUGCCAGUCAUACAGUUCAUAACCAAUCUAAUUGAAUCAUCAGAAGAUGAGUCUGCAUGUUUUCCUAAUGCAGGUGCUUACCAGCGUAUGCUUGUCUUAAAAACUAUUGGUGUACAGAGGAUAUUAGAAGAUUUGAGGGACAAACCAGAUGCAAGCCUUCUUUAUCAAAAUAUUACUAAUGCUUUAAAGCACUUUCAUUGAGCCGGAGUAUUUUUCAUUGCAACAUUAAAUACAUUUAUCACCUGUUUUUUUUUUUUUUUUUUGGUUUGUUGUAAAGUAAUAUAUUAAUGUUUUUUGUCUAAAUAAACAGAUACAACUUCAUGACAGUA
This is a messenger RNA of Biomphalaria glabrata, 2514 nucleotides long. RefSeq names its product armadillo repeat-containing protein 8-like. Lineage: Eukaryota; Metazoa; Mollusca; Gastropoda; Planorbidae. Gene Ontology annotation, cellular component: GID complex. The transcript is spliced from 20 exons. The record is from RefSeq and is a predicted model, not a curated record. Gene Ontology annotation, biological process: proteasome-mediated ubiquitin-dependent protein catabolic process. The coding region runs from base 293 to 2386 and encodes 697 amino acids.